Molecule: messenger RNA, 657 nt
Organism: Naegleria lovaniensis
Lineage: Eukaryota; Heterolobosea; Eutetramitea; Acrasida; Naegleriidae
Exons: 2
Coding region: 1-657 (218 amino acids)
Source: RefSeq, a predicted model, not a curated record
AUGAAAAUUGCAUCGCUUCUCAAAACCAAGGCAGCACCAAAGAGUGCCUUGCAAACGUUGAUUGGAUUUUUGGUGAGAGGACACAGGCUCACGCCUCAACAAGGACAAGAUAUUACACACUUUAUGGAAAUGACUAAACGUAGAAUACAAUUGGAAUUGAGAAAUAAAGAAUUUAUUGGACGUACCUUCGGAAAUGAAUCAUCAUCAACUCCAAAUGUUACCGCAUACGUGAACGGAUUGGGUACAGUGAAUAGAGUAGUGAUUGAUGAGUCUAUUUCAAAUUUACCAAGAAAUAGAUUGAAUAAUUUUAUUGUUGUUGCUGUUGCCAAGGCACUUCAACAACCAAAGGAAUAUGUACACAAUUCUUUGAAGGCUAUGAAUAACGAAUGUCUUGCUCAGCUGUAUGGAGCAUUAGAGGCCUAUGAUCCAAAGAAGGAUACUCUUGUCGAAGACUCACCUCUCCGACAUGCUUUUGUUGUGGACCAAUUAUAUCUAAAUGCUCUAUAUCAACAAGUUUUGGAAGAGGCAUCCAAGCCAGAAGGAUACUUGCAUGAGGAUGAAGAACUCUUCUACAAGGAGAAGAAGCGUGAGCUCUCAGAUGCAGAGAUAGAUGCUAUCAUGCUGAGUGAGAAGGUGCCAGAUUUGACCAGAAUUUAA